Molecule: messenger RNA, 2211 nt
Organism: Alternaria burnsii
Lineage: Eukaryota; Fungi; Ascomycota; Dothideomycetes; Pleosporales; Pleosporaceae
Product: fungal specific transcription factor domain-containing protein
Exons: 5
Biological process (GO): DNA-templated transcription; positive regulation of transcription from RNA polymerase II promoter by galactose
Cellular component (GO): nucleus
Molecular function (GO): DNA-binding transcription factor activity, RNA polymerase II-specific; zinc ion binding; RNA polymerase II cis-regulatory region sequence-specific DNA binding
Source: RefSeq, a predicted model, not a curated record
AUGACGCGACCUAAGGUCCCACCAGACCAACGACAGCGUACAGCACAGGCGUGCGAAAGUUGCAAGAGAAGAAAACAAAAGGCAAGUCAAGCUCUCAGACUCGUCAACUGCUGCAUCUGCAACGGCUUAUGCCCAUGCAACACGUGUGAUAAGCGCAAAUUCACAUGUAUAUAUGCGGAUCGGGAUCCUAAUUCCCCGAAUGAGGACGGACCACCCACAAAAAGACGCACAAUUGAGAACAGCAACGAGAAUGACAAUCCGUCCCUGAAUGAAAACUCUGGUACGGGCACAUCCAACAAUGAGCAUACGCAGGCAAACCCGCUGUUGUCGCAUAACCGAACGUCUUCCGGUACUCGUCCAAAUCACUUGGCACGCACACUCAGUGUAAAGCAAGAGACACCAUUCAAGUCGCCAGGCCCCAGACCGAGCGUUGAGCACACAGGUGUUCCAAUUGAUCGCCUGUCUAGCAACCUUGAGAAUGCACGCGAAAGACCUAAUUCCACGAAUGUUACUACACCUCACGAUGGUGCGGAUGAUGUGGCGGAGUUCCCAAGUCAGAGCCGAAGUCCUGACGCGCUGAUUAUCGACAAGCUUCGAAGCGAGCACCUCGAUAGAGCCGAAGCGUUCUACCUCAAUGCUAAGAACAUGAAUGAUCCAAUGACUGGGCUGGAAGACCAGGACUUUUGGUCUGUCCAAGCGCUGCUCCUCAUGUCCUAUUACAUGUUGGCCAAGACCAAACGAAACACUGCUUUUGCAUUGCUUGGCAUGGCAGUACGAUCUGCGCUUGCGCUCGGUCUGCACAGAGAAGAGACUAUGGUCAUCUUCAGUCCCGAAGAGCAAACUCAGCGGAAAGAUCUUUGGCGGUCGAUCUUUGUCAUGGAUCGAUUGCUGUCCUGCUCUCUGGGUCGCCCAACCGCUAUAUCGGAGGAUGACUGCUCAGGAGACACCCUGCGGCCGCCAGACUGUGUUCGCGACCAGAACUGGAGCUUCAGUGCAAAGACUGUUUACGAUUUCAACGAGACUGGUCCUCAAGCUUUAGAGGCCACCGUCCGGAGCUGUAGAGUGAUUGGCGUCAUCUUACGGAAGGUUUACCAGCAACGCAAGAUUAGCACACGCCUUGCACAGGAGAUAUCAGACAUAUGCAAGACUUGGCCGCGACUGCUGACACCUAUCUUGCAAUGGCGACAAGCGGCGACUGCUUCGCCCAGUCAAGGCGUGGCUAUCUUGCAUACCAACUUAUUUUACUGUCAUUCCAUCAUCCUCUUGACCCGACCCUUCUUACUAUAUAUACUCAACAAGGAGACUCAAAGACACGUCGAACAGUCUAGUUCAAGAGGACCAAGACCCUUUCAUCGUAUGGAGAGGUUCAGCGAAGCGUGUGUCAUUGCCUCCGUACACACCAUUUUGCUAGUACAAAACGCUUACGAAGCUGGUUACCUAUCCCGGCGCAACCCAGCUGUCAUCUAUUUCCUUUUCGCAGCCACACUCGUGAUCCUCGCGAGCGAUUUUGCCGGUCUUUACCAAAUCGAAUUGACGGACAAUUGCGUGGUUAAUGCUAUAAACGUCAUGAACUACUGUGCUGAGAGCGAUCAACAGGCCAGCCGUCUUGUUUAUAUCCUCAGUACCUUUCGAGACGUCGUCGCCCAACAGCGACUACGUAGGCGACAGGAUCAGACAAGCAAUUCGACGUUGCCCAGCAUUGCAUCACAACUCUACGGGGUGCAGAUGCCGCAGCAACAACGGAACGCCGCCCCCCAGAUGACGGACAUGGUGCAUACGACGAACCCAGUGGAGGCGACACCACGGCUCCAUCAAAUCCCAGUGCACAUCUACCCUGGGAUGCAAACAGCCCCGCUCAACGAACCGAUACUCACGUACCAAGUAUCUGAGCAACAUCAUCAUCUCGACCAAGAUCAACAUCAAACCAACGUCCAGCAUACACCCGCUGCCGCAGGAGAAGAUUUUAGGGUUCAUCUAUCACCAAUCCAGGAACCACCACCAAUGGAUAUGGCCACACCUCCUUUCACAUCUACUUCGAAGCCACCUUCGCUAUCAGCAAUGCUUGAUCUCUCUGCUCUGGAAGCAACACGCGUCCCAAGUUUGAAUUCCGAAGAGAGUGGGCAGGAUGAGCAGAUUGACUUCGAUGCGCUGUGGGCUUGGCCUAGUAAUACGCCUGCAAUGGGAAGUCCAAGGGCUAUGGAGGCAAGUGGA